Sesamum indicum (sesame) is the source of this 1545-nucleotide messenger RNA. Its product is annotated as putative carboxylesterase 12. Lineage: Eukaryota; Viridiplantae; Streptophyta; Magnoliopsida; Lamiales; Pedaliaceae. The record is from RefSeq and is a predicted model, not a curated record. Gene Ontology annotation, molecular function: hydrolase activity.
CAUAAUCUUUCUCCUCUUCCAUUCCUCAUUUUCCCAUACAAACUCCACAUCCGACCUACUCUACGACAUCUAUCCCUUCAUCAGAGUUUUCAGAAACGGCACGAUACGGAGAUUCAUCGGCCAGGAUUUCGCCCCUGCAGGACUUGAUCCCACAACUGGGGUUCACUCCAAAGAUGUCAUCAUAUUUGCAUCAAACUUCAAUCUCUCAGCCAGAGUUUACCUGCCCAGAGCCGCCGCCGCCACUCCCGUCCACAAACUCCCUCUUCUGCUCUACUUCCACGGCGGCGGGUUCUUCACGGAAUCCGCCUUCUCUCCGACGUACCACCACCACUUGAACUCACUUGUGGCCAGAGCUAGAGUUGUAGCAGUAUCUGUUAAUUACAGAUUAGCCCCUGAGCACCUUCUCCCCAUUGCUUACCAAGAUUCUUGGCUAGCACUAAAAUGGACAUUUUCCCACUUCAGAGGGAACAACGCCGGCCAGGAACCAUGGCUGAGAAAGUACGCCGAUUUCCGGCGUGUUUACUUGGGCGGAGACUCUGCUGGUGGCAACAUUGCAAACCAGAUGGCCAUCCGGGUCGGGUUGGAGUGUCCGGAUCCAGACAUUAAAGUCAAUGGGAUGUUCCUCAACUGUCCCUACUUCUUGGGGAAGAAGAACGGGUCUGCAGGCAAUAAUGGGUAUGCAGAAACACAAAUGGAGAAACUCUGGCUGUAUGCGUACCCGAAUAGCUCGGGUUUGGAUGACCCGUUGGUGAAUCCGGUUAUGGAUCCGAGACUGAAGAGGGUGGGGUGUAAGAGGGUUCUGGUGUAUGUUGCGGAGAAAGAUGUGUUGAGGGUGAGGGGUUGGUGGUAUAAGGAGGCAUUGGAGAGAAGUGGGUGGGAUGGAGAAGUGAAAGCUGUGGAGGUUGAAGGAGAGGGCCAUGUGUUCAAUCUGAUCAACCCCACCAGCCCCAAGGCUGUGGCCAUGCUCAGAGUCAUAGCCGCUUUCCUCAAUCCUCGGUCAGCUUCGACUGGAUCAUAAUUAAUUAUAUAAUAAAAUUUGAUAUAUUAUGAGAUCAGAAAAAAUAAUCAAUCGUAUCUAUUUUAUAAUUGAUGUUGGGUUGGUGUCGGCUUGCUCAUUCAUUUUGGUUUUUCUAUUUAAUUUGGCUGUUUUGAAGAGGGUGCGGUGGAUAUGACAGGAGAUGAGGAUAUUAACCAGCAAGCCGUGCAUGUAUUACUCAAAAGAUAAUGAUGAGAUUAUCAUAUAUAUAUAUAUAUAUAUGUAUAUGAAUCAUAGAUCUGUGUAAGGGCAUCGUUUGAAUAAGAUAUUGGUAAUGAUAAUUUUAUAUGCGUGUGAAGCAGAACAGCCGACCUUAAUGUUUCCACAUGUUGCUUUGUUUUUAUUUUAUGGAGAUUCUUGCAUUGGUUGUAAGAUCAUGGACAGGAACCUGUUCGGGCCAUGAAUCAGCCCAACUAGCUAAGUUCAUUUUCACCUAAUUGUGUUGGCCUUGUCCUGGCUUUACCAGGUGUUUUGUGUAAUGAGUGUAAGACAACUGAUGCAUUGUAUUA